Molecule: messenger RNA, 984 nt
Organism: Saccostrea cuccullata (small rock oyster)
Lineage: Eukaryota; Metazoa; Mollusca; Bivalvia; Ostreida; Ostreidae
Exons: 1
Coding region: 26-901 (291 amino acids)
Biological process (GO): protein polyubiquitination; proteasome-mediated ubiquitin-dependent protein catabolic process
Molecular function (GO): ubiquitin protein ligase activity
Source: RefSeq, a predicted model, not a curated record
AACAGCAGAUAAACAUGGCUACAGCAUGAAGACAACACAAAAAUCACCAGAAGCUGAAUCCUCUCCUCCAGUCAAACAGCUGCUUGAUGAACCAGAGACUGUCACCACCAUAGACACUGGGUACGGAAACCUUUACCAUGUGACCUGUCGAAGUGAUGAAGAAAUCUGGACAAGUGGAGAUGAAAGCACCAUGAAACUCUACAGCAUCAAUCAGGGAUCACUACUCAAGUCAAUCAAAACCAAGUCAGGGAAUCAGCCAUUUGACAUAGCAGUGACAAAAAGUGGAGAUCUGGUUUAUACUGAUUACAAUAAUACUAGUAGAACUUUGAACAUUGUGAAGAAUGAGAAGAUAGAGGAGGUGAUCAGACUACAGAACUGGAAACCUCGCGGUGUCUGUAUUACCUCCUCUGGUGACCUUCUGGUUACCAUGUACAGUGAUGAUAAAAAACAAACAAAAGUUGUCCGUUACUCUGGCUCCACAGAGAAACAAAACAGUCAGUUUGAUGAUAAAGGUAAACCUCUCUAUUCAUCUUGCUAUUAUAACACAUUAUAUGUAACUGAGAACAGGAACCUGGAUAUCUGUGUGGUUGACAAUGAAGCUAAAGCAGUAGUGGUGGUCAAUCAGGCCGGGAAACUGAGAUUCAGGUACACUGGACAUACUCCUGCUCCAAAGAACAAACCAUUUGAUCCACUAGGAAUCACCACAGACAGUCAGAGUCACAUCCUUACAGUUGAUUAUUACAAUGAAUAUGUACACAUCAUAGACCAGGAUGGACAGUUCCUCUGUUACAUAGAGUGUGGACUGAGUGUUCCCUGGGGACUGUGUAUUGAUACAACUGACAAUCUGUUUGUUGCUCAGUGUAGAAACAGAAAAGUAAAGAAAAUAAAAUAUCUGAAGUGAAAUACAUCGCUGUGUAGCAUAUAAUUGCCAUAUACAUAAUCAUAAAUCAGCAAAUGCACACAGUAUUUCUGAUGUUUUAAGAU